Messenger RNA from Porites evermanni, 3960 nucleotides. The record is from the annotation of a GenBank genome assembly. NCBI's taxonomy places the organism in Eukaryota, Metazoa, Cnidaria, Anthozoa, Scleractinia, Poritidae.
GCAGAAGACGAUCGCGAAUUACAACCCUAUUUUCGUGGCGUGUUUCCUGCAGACCAAUUACCUCCCCUGUCUAAGAAACGAGUGAAUGCUUACAUUGUUAGGACGGGUCCAGCUAGUCAACCGGGUGAACAUUGGUUAGCGAUUUGGACGAAUCACACUACCUGUGAAGUCUUUGACAGUUAUGGGUUACCACUAUCUACCUACAAAAACCCUACCUUACAAGCUUGGUUGAACCAGUGGAAAGAAAUCAUUAGCAGUGAUCAGCCUUUACAAGCCAUGGAUAGUUUUACGUGCGGGCAUUAUGCCCUUUUCUUUUUAAAAGCAAAAGCCAGAUAUGUGUCUUUUCAAGAACUACAAAAGAGCUGUAAAAGCGCUGGGCUGCAGCAGCCGCAAAUUUUGGCUGCAGUGGAAAGCCCUUUGACAGCGAUAAACAGCGCUUUUGCAGCGGUGCCGAAAAUUCCCGAAUCACGAUCUGUGCUGCAAAGUGGCUGCAAAGUGGCUUCGAAAAGACAAAGAAUGUUUUACCGGUUAUAGACUAACACUCGUUAGUACAAAAAAAAGAAAUGCAGGCUCCAAUGAUACAAUAAUCGUGAUACGUGGUAGAGGAGUUGACAGGCCUUAGUAGCGGAGUAAAAACCACUAGAAAGUCAAAAUGCAACUUACACUUUAUUAGUAUCCACGCGUACACGCUACAAAAGCACUUGACAUUGAACAAAUCUGCAACAGUCUCGCUUUGUAAAUAUUUAGCAAUCACGGUCACUCAUCUAAAUGUAAGAACAUCCGUUAUUAUGCAGACAUUGGAAAUUAUCUUUUUUAACAAUAAAGAGAAUAACAGCGAUUGUUCUACAUAAAGUUUACACGGACAGCAGGCAGAUGAUAUUUUGACUCGUUGCAAUGGGCUAAGCUGGACAUUGCUCACCUUGACGUUUUGUCCAUGAUCCACGAUCUUCUACACUUUUUUCAUGAAAGAAAUCAACCCAAUUUUGCUUUGGUCGUCGUUAAAUUUAAAAUGGACUAAGGAACGAACAUUACCAUGAGUGUAUAAGAAUCUUGUAAGUGCGAACCCCCUGUGAGAUUCUUGUAGCGUGUUCUUUUUUACUUUCAUGUUUCGCCUCUUCAAAUUCACGUGCUUUGAGCUUGAUUCGCACACUGUGGCAAGGUGGCAGGUUUUCCCGGGCACCUUCACCUGGAUAAGGAAUGGCCAACAUGGCUAAUGCUUCUAAUUUAUCUGGAGGUCUGGACUUUCUUGGCUCUCUGUGAAGUGGUGGUAGAGGUCUUAAGGGUGAGAAUGCCAUCUUAGUAAGCAACUGAAGUAGAAACACAAUUUAUACCUGCACACAACUUUCACUAACACCGUUAAGUGAAAUUUCGUUGUAGCGUUCUUCCUAUACAUCUAGCACACCUUUACUCAUUCAUUGGUUUAUUUCGCUUUCCCUUGGGUCCUCCAUCUUUCUGAUUUGUUCGCCUUGUUCCAUGUGCUUCCAACACACCCUAAAGUUUAAAUACAGCACAUGUAGUCUAUUGUUUUACACCAUUUCGCAAUCUGACUGUAAGCAACUACUAUCUGUCACACCUUCAGCACGGAGAAACAUCGUGACGUGAUCGGCAAAACAUGGACGGAAUCAUUGUUAUAGAUAAUAAGAUGCAAAGGGAGAUUAUAUUUGUGGCUGAGUUUGAAAAUGAAAAGUUGUGGGACAGAUAAAAUGUCCUUGAAGGUGUGUAUGUGCCAUGACUAAAAACGUUUUAAAACGUUGUUCGGGGUUCGCGGGGUUUUAAACAAGCAACCUUAGAAUCUGUAUAGCUUAGACUUACCUGCGCGCUAUAGUACCUACACUACCGCGAACCCCUUGUAAAAAGAUUCACAAAAUUGGUUAGUGAAUUUUAUUCAGAAGUGGUGGCUUCUAAAGGAGCCGGUUUUUUUAUGGUUCGUUCGGGUAAUAAGGAAACGUGGUGACGAUAUUAAACUGAUCAGCAUCGCAAGGUGGAUAGGUAUAAAAAAUACCAAUGUGCUUGGUAAACUGUUCAGCUUCGAUCGAGUAUGCGAUGAUCCAAUCGACAUUAAACUUGUAAAGAUAAAACUCGCCAUGACGAUAGUUGAAUCCUUCUUUAACGAUUUCGUAAUCUGAGCUAUCCUGAAACGUGAGCUCUGUCAAAUGAAGUAACGCCUUGGUUCAAUUAAAAUCCCGGGUAAACUGGGACUUGGAAUGUGGAUACAUCUCGCAGUGGUGGUAUUUGUUAAUGUGAUUGGCACUCCAUAAGGUCUGGAUCGCGGACUCCGUUUCGGUGGGAACAGCGUAUAAAUCAGUUGCCCUUGGAUUUUUUAUUCGUGAUAAACUGCACGUUUUUUUAAUAUUCAUUAUAGCUUUUUUUCCCGCUUCAAGCAAACACACUUAUUUUCCUGCUUUUCCGACAACAUUUAUUUCAUGUUGUUUUUGCUAUUUCCCUACAACAUUUAUUUCAUGUUGUUUUCGCUAUUUCCCUACGACAAUUAUGUCAUGUUUUUUUUCCUCUUGUCCCUACACCAUUUAUUUCAUGUUGUUUUCGCUUUCUCCCAAGUCAAUAACUUUUCACAGUUAUUUUACAAUGCACUUUCUUUAUUUGCGAACUUAAAAUACAAACGGGACUUGUCAGUCAUCUAGUAUGACUGACCCCAAAUUAAAAAAAUACACGUGGAUAUAACAUCAAACAUUUUUGCUCCAUUUGAGCUGUUGUGGUCAUAUAUUUCCAGUAUCCUGCAUCUGUAAUGUCUUCAAUACGUAGCUUUGAACUGACAAUGCGAAUACAAUGUCCACACAAAUCAUCCUUUGUUGUUUUUGUCCACAGUGUAAAUUGACACCAUGAUCUUUCUUUCAUUUUUUCUAAGGUAGUUGUAGUUCCUCUGGAAACUCGUUAAUGUUUUGGAAUAAAACAUUUCUAUCGAGGAUAGCAUUAUAGGUCCGAAUAAACUGAUUGUUUGCCUCAAUGGGAUCAAAGUCUUCAUAGUUUUGGAAUUUUAUCCAAUCGGCGAUUACAAGAUUAAAAAUGCCAAAACGGCAAUCGCAAUGGCACUUCACAUAACGGUAGGCCCAAAGAGUGAAAGGGCAGCAACGGAGAGAUUUCAGUUCAAACAGCGAUUUUCUAUAAAAAAAAUAACAGAUCAAAGUCACUUUCAUUAAUUAUGCUGUUCAACCAAAAACCCCGCAGAUCUACAAUACAAUUGAACUAUAGAAGAACGUUCUUUCUGAAAAUUUAAUUGUUGACCUUUCCAUGUUAAUCUUGAGCCAUCCAUUGUUACCUGGAAUUUGUAUGCUUCAACAAUUUUUAAGGUCAUUCUAUAGAGGAAAAUUUUACAAGAAAUAAUUGAAAAUGUAGAGGCCAGUCGACAUCUCUUAACAUUGUAAUAUUCAUAAGGGUUUUUCUACGAACAAACAAAAAUAUACAUUCCAUCAACAGCUAGGAUGGAGUUCGUACCUCUUAGUGAUACAGUCCUCAAUUACUUAGCAGAAGACGAUCGCGAAUUACGACCCUAUUUUCGUGGCAUGUUUCCUGUAGACCAAUUACCUCCCGUGUCUAAGAAACGAGUGAAUGCUUACAUUGUUAACACGGAUCCAGCUAGUCAACCGGGUGAACAUGACCAUGACGAAUCACACUACCUGUGAAGUCUUUGACAGUUAUGGGUUACCACUAUCUACCUACAAAAACCCUACCUUACAAGCUUGGUUGAACCAGUGGAAAGAAAUCAUUAGCAGUGAUCAGCCUUUACAAGCCAUGGAUAGUUUUACGUGCGGGCAUUAUGCCCUUUUCUUUUUAAAAGCAAAAGCCAGAUAUGUGUCUUUUCAAGAUUUUUUAGCUCAGUGGCAUUCCAAUAAUUUAGUGUUAAAUGAUAGGCGAGUCACAGACCAACUGCAACGUCUCAUUAAAACAGAGCUGACAGAGUAUGAGCAAUCUAAUGUAAACCGUUCUUCUUUUUUCAUUAAUUAA